Molecule: messenger RNA, 2171 nt
Organism: Anoplophora glabripennis (Asian longhorned beetle)
Lineage: Eukaryota; Metazoa; Arthropoda; Insecta; Coleoptera; Cerambycidae
Product: zinc finger protein 83-like
Exons: 3
Coding region: 42-2171 (709 amino acids)
Biological process (GO): regulation of transcription by RNA polymerase II
Cellular component (GO): nucleus
Molecular function (GO): RNA polymerase II transcription regulatory region sequence-specific DNA binding; DNA-binding transcription factor activity, RNA polymerase II-specific
Source: RefSeq, a predicted model, not a curated record
UUGAUUCUUGUUUUGAUUUCCUGUUUAACGAAGAGAAAACAAUGCAAGCACAGCAUUACAAAGAGACAGUUUGCAGAUUGUGUUUUGAUACUAUAAGCGUUACAAAUUGCAAAGUAAUUGAAGGAGACCUAAGGGAAACACUAGAAGUUGUUUUUCCCAACCUGAAGUUUGAGAAGAGAGAUCAAGAUUUUAUGUGUCAAACGUGUGUAAAGAACUGCCUUGAUGCACAGGAAAAAUAUAAGACCAUUGAUAAACAGUCUUGCAUUAAAACUGAAGAGAUUGCUAUUAAACUGGAAGAAUAUGGUCUAGACGAGCAGGAUAAAUAUAAAAAUGUUGAUAAGCCGUCUUAUAUUAAACCUGAUGAUAUUAAAAUAAAACUGGAAGAUGAACAGCAUAUACACGAGAAAUAUAAAGAAAUUGAUAAGCCGUCUUAUAUCAAACCUGAAGAAGUUGAAGUAAAAUUGGAAGAACAUGAUGCUCAGGAGAAGUGUAAAAGUGUUGAUGAACAGUCUAUUAAGUCCCAAGAGAUUGAAAUAAAAGUAGAGGAAGAUGACCAGGAUAGUGAUUUCAAUUCGUACAACUUACAUUAUGGAAUAACUGAAAAUGAAAACGAGUACACUUGUGAAAAUGUAGAAGAAAUAAAAAAUGAAUAUACUUAUAAAUAUGAGACAGAAGAAGUUCAAAUAAACAAGUGUAAAACCUUGUUAGAUGAACCAUCAUAUAACAGUGGGUACAAAAGAAAGCUGACAGGAAGUUUAACACACAAAAUUUCUCCAAAACUCGAGAAGUACGAUGAUGGGACUAAUUAUAAGAACAGUUCCAUGUGCCAUGAUCUUAAAGAUGCCUCUAAAUUGCAAAUGUACAAAUGCAUUACAUGUGCAUAUGAAACAAAACAUAGGGGCCAUCUGAGAAUGCAUCAAUUAACACACAAAGACCCAUCAGAAAUUCAAAUGUACAAGUGUGACAUAUGUGGUCAUGAAACUAAGUAUAAAGGCCACCUGAAAGAGCAUCAGUUAUUACACAAAGACCCUUCGGAAAUCCAGAUCUACAAGUGUGAUAUGUGUACUUAUGAAGCUAAACGAAAGGGUCAUCUGAAAGCACAUCAAUUAACACACAAGAACCCUUCGGAUAUUCAAAUGUAUGAAUGCGAUACGUGUAGUUAUGAAACUAGACAAAAGAGUAAUCUUAAAAUGCAUCAAUUAACACACAAAAAUAUUUCAGAAAUCCAAACGUACAAAUGUAAUAUGUGCAGUUUCGAAAGUAAACGUAAGGGUUACCUGAAAGAGCACGAGUUGUCGCACAAAGACCCCUCGGAAGUUCAGAUGUAUCAGUGUGAUACAUGUGCGUUUCAAACUAAGUAUAAAAACUGCUUAAAGAGGCAUCAGUUACAGCACAAAGACCCUUCAGAAAUCCAAAUGUACAAGUGUGAUAAGUGUACAUAUGAAUGCAAAUAUGUGAUGGGCCUAAAAAUGCAUCAGUUAUUGCACAAAGAGCUUUCGGAGAUCGAAAUGUACAAAUGUGAUAGGUGUAAUUAUGAAACCAAUAUUAAAUGCAGGUUAAAAACACAUGAAUUAAUACACAAAGAUUCGUCAGAAAUACAAAUGUACAAAUGCGAUACUUGUGCUUAUGAAUCUAAGCACAAGAGUCACCUGAAAAGGCAUCAGUUAAAGCACAAAGAACCUUCGAAAAUCCAAAUGUACAAGUGUGACACUUGUACAUACGAAACUAAAUUUAAAAGUUAUCUAAAAGUGCAUCAGUUAUCACACAAGGACCCUUUGGAGAUUAAAAUGUAUAAGUGUGAUGCUUGUACUUUUGAAACUAAAUAUAAGAAUAAUUUGAGAAGCCAUCGAUCGAUACAUGAGAAUCCAUCCACAGAACCAAAGAAGGAAUCUGAUCAACGUGACUGUGACACAUUUAAUCAACGCUACGCUAUAUGUCCGGUAAGACAUAAACGUUCUAACAAUCAAAUAUUCAAAUGUAAUGAAUGUGCUUUUGAGACCGCACAUAAGCAGAAUUUAAUAGUUCACGUGUUAAAACACCGAGAUUCCUCGAGAGUACAGAUGUACAAGUGCGAUAAAUGUGUUUUUCAAACAAGGUAUAAACGCGGUCUAACUAGACAUCAUUUGACACACGAAAACCAUUUGGAAGUGGAAGUAUGCAAGCAAAAAUAG